This is a messenger RNA of Armigeres subalbatus, 1051 nucleotides long. It is a transcript of the gene ppl, whose product is annotated as glycine cleavage system H protein, mitochondrial. Lineage: Eukaryota; Metazoa; Arthropoda; Insecta; Diptera; Culicidae. The record is from RefSeq and is a predicted model, not a curated record. Gene Ontology annotation, biological process: glycine decarboxylation via glycine cleavage system; protein lipoylation. Gene Ontology annotation, cellular component: glycine cleavage complex; cytoplasm; mitochondrion. The transcript is spliced from 4 exons. Bases 387 to 878 code for a protein of 163 amino acids.
ACUUGCUUCCUUCGUGUUACCAUAAAGUUGCCAAUUAGUUUACUAUUGAUUCAAGUGACCUCUCUUAUCACUUCGAGAAGCAGCAGGGUGCCAAACUGAACUCUUAUUGUUUGUGUUUGCUUCAGUGGUUGUGCCCGGUGGGAAAUAACACGACAAUAACAGUGUGGAAUGAAAUAGCGAACGGUUCUCUACACAGCAUUUUCCACUGUGACUAAAGUGCGCGGAGGUUCGUUCGCCGGCCUGAUAAGCGAGAUUUUCAACUCCCCGUAGUUGAGUUGUUGAUUGUGAAUACGUUCGUGGGUUCAGUAGAACAAGCAUAUUCAUCGAGUUCAGUACACGUUUCUCUCGGGUUGAGAAGGAUCCACCUCUGCAUUUCAGUGCCCAAGAUGGUGUUAUGUCAUAUCCGUACGUCCCUGCGGUUCGGCCAGCUGGUGAACGUUGCCGUGAAGUCACAUUACGGGUACCAGUGGCGGUUUCUCAGUACCAGUAGUUUACUACUGAAAGAGAGGUUAUACACUGAUAAACACGAAUGGGUCUCGGUCGAGGGCGAGGUCGGCACGGUUGGCAUUUCGCACUUUGCUCAGGAUGCUCUCGGUGAAGUGGUGUUCGCGCAACUACCGGACCCUGGAACGAAGCUAUCACGGAAGGACGAGUGCGGUGCGCUGGAGAGUGUGAAAGCGGCUAGUGAAGUCUACUCCCCGGUGUCCGGAGUGGUCACAGCGAAGAAUACCGCAGUCGAGGAAACGCCCGGUUUGGUGAAUACGUCGUGCUAUGAAGAUGGUUGGCUAUUCAAGCUAAAGCUAACGAAGACGGAAGAAUUGUCGAAGUUGAUGAACGAGCAGCAGUAUACGGAGUUUCUCAAGACUGAUGGGCACUAGGUUCGUCAGUUCCUAUUUGAUGCCCACAAUCUGAGGUCAAAGAUCGUAUGUUGAUAUUGAGCAGCUAAUCUUUCGUUGCCAUAAUCUAUGAAUAUUAGUUACUAGUUGCUACGUCUGAUAAGUCCUAUGUUGAUCGAAUGUUUGUAAUUUAUAUAAUAAAAAUAUCUAAAAUA